Guillardia theta CCMP2712 is the source of this 771-nucleotide messenger RNA. RefSeq lists its product as hypothetical. The transcript is spliced from 6 exons. The annotation marks the transcript as partial. The record is from RefSeq and is a predicted model, not a curated record. NCBI's taxonomy places the organism in Eukaryota, Cryptophyceae, Pyrenomonadales, Geminigeraceae. Gene Ontology annotation, cellular component: cytoplasm. Gene Ontology annotation, molecular function: guanyl-nucleotide exchange factor activity.
GUGGCAGGCGGAGGAGCUCACUCUCUCGCACUCUCUUGUGAUGGGUGUGUCUACGCGUGGGGAGCCAACACGUCAGGACAGGCGAGCGAGAUGCUUUCUCGGCUGAGUGUGACGACCUUCGGCCCAGGAGUCAUGCAGGUUGCAGCAGGUAACCGACACUCCCUCGCACUCAUGGCAGACGGGCGAGUCUUCGCAUGGGGCCAGAACGUCUUCGGGCAGCUGGGGAUCGGAAAGAACUUCACUCAGAGGACGACUUCACUACCUCCUUCCUGGCUCAUAACUUGUUCUUGGACCUCCAAGGUGAUCUCGGUAGCAGCUGGAGGGUCGCACUCUCUCGCUCUGCUGCAGGAUGGGACGGUCAUGUCCUGGGGAAGCAACGACCAUGGGCAGCUUGGAAACGGCAAGUUCACGGCCCUGCUGGGGAUGGGAGAGUGGCACGACGCCCUUAUCCCCACAGAGAGUCUGGUGAGGGAGGAGGUGGUGGAUGUGUGUGCUGGGUACCAGCACUCCCUGGCGCUUCUCAAGGAUGGGAGAGUGAUGGCGUGGGGAUCCAACGAGGCGGGGCAGCUGGGUGUGGACGACGAGCACGAGGUCCUGUCCUCUUCGUCCCUUUCUCCUUGGCUUCCGGCCCGCGUUGUGCAGGUGGCCGCGGGUUUCGCUUCCUCCUUGGCGGUGCUGGAGGAUGGGAGGGUGUUCUCGUGGGGAGCCAACUACGACGGUCAACUGGGGAACGGGAGCAGGUCAGAGCAGCCGAGGUUUCCCCUCAAGAUC